UCUUUCUUUCUCUCCACCAGUUCUUCGCUUCACAUCUUUUUGUCCUUUUUGGAAGCCAUGGCCUUUUCACUUCCCGACUUUCAGCUCUUCGAAGAACGCCUUUUCAAGAUUUUCUUUAUUUCUUCCUGGAUCUGAAUAAUGUCUUUACCAAAUUCUAAUUUUAGAAAAUUCCAGCUUAGUUUUUCUGUUUUUUUAUAACGUUUCUUAGCUUCGGUAGAUCUGUGAAGACAUUAAACGCGUACUAGUUUUACUUUUUUUUCUGGCUUCAAAUUGCAUUUAGAUCUAUCUACUUUCAUUAUUUAAUUUUUUUUACUAGAUCUGUCGAUCUAGAACCGUUUUAAAGUGCUGUACAAGAACUCUACGGUUCCAUUUUGGUUUCUAUUUAAGAUGACGUUUAAUUAAGCAUCUGUUUAUGUUAAACAGGGAAAUUGUUUGUUAAUAUAGAAAAAAAAAGUUAGAAGGAAAACUAUGAAGCAGGGUGCGAGCCAACAAAACGCAAUUGGAAGCGGCCGUGAGGAAUUGCGGAGCUCCAUUUCGGUUUCGGUUACGGUGACAGAUCGGAGAGAGACUAUGGUCUGUCCGAAACCACGUCGUUUGAGUCUUUUAAACGCCACCUUCAACGACCACCCUGUUAGGUCGCUCAGAUGGCAACUUAGCCAUCAAGCGGAGCUUUGUGAUUCAAAAGCAGGGAGUGAUCUUUUGGAUAUGAUUCUUACAAAGGGUGGUUGUGGAGUGGAGCAAAGUUGUGCACAAGUAGCGUCGUCGCCCCCAUUUUUUAGUGGGUCGCCGCCGAGCAGAGUAGCUAACCCAUUAAUACAGGAUGCUCGAUUUGGGGAUGAGAAGAUCAUCACCCCAAUGUCACCGCCUCCUACGGGCUUGUCAUCGUCGUCUCCAUCGUCCUCUUCAAGGAAAGGAGGCUGUAUUCGGGCGAAUUUUGGUAACAAACCAGCAGUGAGAGUGGAGGGGUUUGAUUGCCUUGACAGGGAUCGGCGGAAUUGCAGCAUCCCUGCGCUGGCUUAGAGCCCGUUUUAAUCCACAAAAGAGUACAUAGAUAAAAGAGAGGAGCUUUUAAAAAAAGAAGAGUUCAGGUUUUAAAACGCAGAGGAAUUUUGAAGUCCUCGGUGAGUGAGAAGAAAAAGAAGAGGAAUCCUUUCUUGGUGUAAAUAUGUUUGAAGGGUCCUUUGUAUGUAAUGAAAUCAUGGUGUCUUGUUGUAAGUAAAUGAGUUUGUUGGACAGAAAUAAAGAAAAGAGGCGUCGUUGAGGUGUCAUGUUUAGAAACAAUAUGAGAGGUUAGUAGUCAUUGAUCUCAUAUUGUUUUUGUUUUGUAAGUAAGUGAGGAAGGAAAAUUUUUCCUUUGGUAGUUUUGGGGUCGUUUAUGGAGAGAAAUCUGUACAAAAUCAAGCCAUUUAAGUAAACAUUAUUGGACAGUGUAUAUAAACCCUUAGCGUUUGAUUCU
This is a messenger RNA of Theobroma umbraticum, 1456 nucleotides long. The record is from RefSeq and is a predicted model, not a curated record. Lineage: Eukaryota; Viridiplantae; Streptophyta; Magnoliopsida; Malvales; Malvaceae.